Messenger RNA from Pangasianodon hypophthalmus (striped catfish), 2286 nucleotides. It is a transcript of the gene tppp3, whose product is annotated as tubulin polymerization-promoting protein family member 3. Lineage: Eukaryota; Metazoa; Chordata; Actinopteri; Siluriformes; Pangasiidae. Gene Ontology annotation, molecular function: tubulin binding. Gene Ontology annotation, cellular component: microtubule. Bases 170 to 703 code for a protein of 177 amino acids. The transcript has 4 exons. Gene Ontology annotation, biological process: microtubule bundle formation; positive regulation of protein polymerization; microtubule polymerization. The record is from RefSeq and is a predicted model, not a curated record.
AGAGAGAGAGAGAGAGAGAGAGAGAGAGAGAGAGAGAGAGCAGGUGGUGCUGUAGACCGUUGCCCUGUAUAUAGAGAGGUUUUUUUGUGCAUGGGUGUAAGUUCAUGUGUGUGUGUAUGCGUGUGGAGUAGCCGUGCAGGAAGGAGCAGGGUGCCACAGCAUAGGCAGGAUGGCAGAGAGCACAGACAUGGACCAGCUGCUAAGUGCCUUUAAGAAGUUUGCUGUCCAUGGAGACACCAAAGCGACAGGGAAGGAGAUGAACGGCAAAAACUGGGCCAAACUCUGUAAGGACUGCAAAGUUAUUGACGGCAAAAACGUCACGUCCACCGAUGUAGAUAUUGUCUUCACUAAAGUCAAGGCAAAAACAUCUCGGGUGAUCACUUAUGAGGAGUUUCAGAAAGCUCUGGAAGACCUGGCCCUGAAGAAGUUCAAAGGUCAAAGCAAGGAAGAAGCAUUGCAGGCCAUACACAAGCUGAUCGAGGGCAAGGAACCUACCAAUGUUGGUGUAACGAAAGUGGCGAAGGGCGGAGCAGUGGACAGACUAACAGACACUUCCAAGUACACAGGCUCUCACAAGGAGCGCUUUGACGAGAGUGGCAAAGGCAAAGGAAAAAGCGGACGUGAGGAGAUCGUAGAGAACACUGGCUAUGUAGCAGCAUACAAGAAUGCAGGGACUUAUGAUGAGAAGACCAAAACCAAGUGAAGGUUGCUAGGCUAGUGGAACACGUGAGGAAUCGGGAAGAGCUCCAUUUCCAUCAGCACUUACAUCUGGACCAAAGGCAGACCUGAACUUUGUCAUGGUGGAAGCCAGUGAAUGUCAGGAAAUUAUGUAAACAGCUGUGUCUGGGAUCUCCGGAUGCAGUUAUUUAGUUACAUCAAUGUUACUGUUCUGUUGUUUUAAGAUGUUACUGCACAAUAUGUCUUCAAAUGUUAACACAUCUUUCUAAAUCUGGCUAAUUUCGUUCAUACCAAAGUAAAACUAAUUAAAGUGAAUUUUUUUUUUCAUUUUGAUUUUCCCAAUUUUAGGUUUUUCCUGUUAAUGAAGGUGAUCCGCCUGGUCACGAAGCACUGGAUGAUGAAUUUUUCAUUCAUUAAUUGUAACUGUUUUCAUUUCUGAGUUCUUUUUAUUUCUUGGAAUAGAACUCAAGCAGUAAAGAAAAAUAAGCCAUUUAAAUGCAGACUUCUAUAUAUGAAAAAUGAUUACAGACAAAUUGGAAACUAGUGAGCAGUGGCGUAGCCAGGAACUCAUUAUGGGGAAUGAGGACAUAUGCUAAAUAAAAUGACUGCAUGCAAUUUAAUUGAUAACAUACUGUGACAUGGAUGGGAGGCAGUAGUAGAAUCAUCCAAUGGCAAUCUACCAAUCUUGCCAAAUGAAUAAGAUUAAUAAAUAUAGUAAAUAAAAUACCCUUAUAACAGUUUUACGAUAGUAAUGAAUGAAAAAAAAAAGAAGUUUUACCUUAUAAAACCAGAUAUAACCAGACUUCACCUGUCACCUUGACAUCCCUUCGCUCAGAGUGUAGAUAGCUGGCUAGAGGCUUUCAAACAGAAACGGAAAAAAUGCAUAAUCCAGUUUCUCACCAUAGUAGCUGGUAGCUUAUAAAAUGUUAUUAAACAAAGAAGUAAUGCAUUCAUUUGACAUCUGGGGUGGUUAAAUAUGGAGGUAACUUCGUUGACCUUUUAUGAACGUCAUUGUAGCACAGUUACUGCGUUAUACGGCAUGUAUGUAAUUAGCUGCACUGUUUGUGUGUUAGCAUGUGUUUAACAUAACAAGCAUUUGGAACUGUAAUAAAAUAAUUCAGGGGGUUUCAAACCCAAAACUAGCUAUGCCACUGCUGAGGAAUCUUGUUAUACUAUACAAUCUUUGACAAAAAAGGUUAAAUCAUAAUACCCUUAAGGAUUGUUUGGUUCCUUUAUAAGAAGCUAAGAACCCUUAAAUAUCCAAAGAAUCCCUUGAAGUAUCCUUAAAGAGUGUACUGUACAUAGAUUAAUGCGAAAUUAUCAACCAUUAUUCAUUUUUCAGUGGAGUUUUGAUGUGAUGCAAAUGUAAAAUUCUGUUCAGACAGUUUUGUUUGACCACAGAGACACAGUUCAUACCUCUGCCAAAUGACAGAGAAACUUCAUGACUAGGACAUUUUCCUGAUUAUUGAGGUCUGAAUUUUGAUGAAAAAUAGAGCAAAGGCUCUAGUGAGGAUGACCUUCCUUUCACCACUAUUAGUCACUAUAUGUUUACAGACAACAGUGCUAGAGGUGUACAUUAAAGUUACAGCUGGUUUAAUUAUAAUCUCA